This is a messenger RNA of Mercenaria mercenaria, 2848 nucleotides long. RefSeq lists its product as uncharacterized. The coding region runs from base 132 to 2033 and encodes 633 amino acids. Lineage: Eukaryota; Metazoa; Mollusca; Bivalvia; Venerida; Veneridae. The record is from RefSeq and is a predicted model, not a curated record. The transcript has 2 exons. Gene Ontology annotation, molecular function: zinc ion binding.
CAACCAUGACGUAUUUAAAGGCAAUAGUAUAAAUAGAGCGGUGAAACCGGUUAUCAAUGAAUAAUAACGAUAGUGAUAUUUUUACUUUAAAAAGAAAUUAAAUGGAAAAUAGGCGGAUCAGGAAGUAAAACAUGGCUGUGCCUGGGAAAACGUCGGGACAGAGGCUUUCAUCAACAGUAUUUCUAGCAUCAGAUGAAGACGUUCAACUUUUCUGUGAACCAUGUGACAGAGAUGGGCCAAGGCUUCCUGCUUAUGGCUACUGCACAGACUGCACAGAGCAUCUCUGCGAGUCCUGCUUCCACCACCAUAGAGCCACGCUGUCCAGACACCAUAUCCUCCUCGAUAAAGACAGCAUGCCACAGACUCAGCAGCUUUCGACCGCAUCUGUCAAUGCCAGUCAGUCUGAUGACUUUACAGAACAUUGUGCAAAGCAUAAGAAAGAACUUAUCAAAUUUUAUUGUCAUGACCAUAAAACUCUUCUAUGCAGUGUAUGUGUGACUCUAGAACACACGGUUACUUCUUGCAGAAUUGAUUACAUUCCUGACAUAUCUGGAGAGACAGUAAACAGCCCAGAAUACCAUGACACUCUUAAAGAUAUCGACACAGUGACUGAGAAAUGGCAAAACAAAACUGAAGAAACUAAGAAAAUGAUUUUUAUGUCUGACAAUUCUACAAAAGAAGUUUUGAUUGAUAUUAAGAAGUUUAGAAAAGAAAUAGAUAAAAAGAUGGACACGCUCGAACGGCAAGCUGAGGACGCUGUCAGUGAUAUCCAGAAAAACAACGCCAAAAGACUAGAGACAGUGGAAGAAACGUAUGCUGAGGUGUCUAAAUCUCUGAAGGCAUCGGCUGAAGCCAUUAAAACAAUAAAUACAUCAAAACAAGCAGAACGACUUUUCAUAGAACUAAAACAUGCUGGAAAAGUAGUUCAAGAACAGACGGACAAACUAUCUCAGUUGUCCACAUCCGCAUAUAUAGGAGUAUAUCAUUUUGAACCGAACAAAGCUAUUUCCAGUUUUCUUGAAACUGAGGUGUCGCUCGCUACCUUACUGUUCAACACAACGCCUUGCUCUAGUUCACAAUCUAUUACCUUAAAAUGUACGCAAAAGUCACAUAUUACUGGUGCAUUGUCCCCAAAGUUGAAACAAACUUUACAUCAGGAUGAGGAGUCCGUGAAAUCCGAACAAAUGUCUCAACAAGAAAAAACAACACCAAAGCCAACAAAACCAGCAAUGUUGGAAGACAGUGCCGUAAAAUCUGGACAAUAUUUGUAUCCGGUUGAAAUUCCUGUGAAAACGUCAAAAGACAAAGUCCGAUGCUGGAUUACGGGAAUGGCCCUGUUCCCUCCUAGUCGUCUUAUAGUCACUGAUCAUCUUAACCUUUCUGCAAAAAUGGUUGAUACACAAACACAAUAUGUCAUGGACCAAAUAGAACUAACAAGUGAACCCUGGGAUGUCGCUUUGGUUACCAAUAAUGUAUUUGCUAUAACACUGCCUGUUGAACAAAGAAUCCAGUUUAUAUCAGCGUUGUCAAGUUCUGUCGCAAAACUGCACACUUGGAAGGUUGAUGGGAAAUGUAAGGGCAUCAGCUGUUACCAAAAUAAAAUAGUCGUUUCAUUUGAGGAUCCUGGGAAGCUUCAAAUACUUGAUAUGAGCGGCAAAUUACAAACAACAACAUCGACUGUAAAGGUACCAAAUUAUGUCAGAACUAACGGUAGUUCUAUUUAUGUAUCUGACAGAGACAAUAAAGCAGUUGUAAGGUUUAACUGGCAGGGUCAUAUAAUUGGUCAAUAUAAUGACAUAGAUUUUCCAGCAGGACUUGUUCUGAAUGAGGAUGGAUCUCUCUAUGUAUGUGAUCAUGCUGUUAAAAAUGCUAUACACAAAUUAUCAGGUGAUUGUAUAGUAGGUAAGAUUGUGCUGAUGGAUCUGAAUCGUCCUUUCGCUCUCUGCUGGUGCAACAAAGAGAGUAAAUUGUACGUCAGUAGUUUUACCAGAGAAGCAAAGUAUGACAAUUACAUCAAUAUUUAUAAAAUGUAGUAAGUUUGGUUUUUAUCCAUCAGAAAGACAAAUGGCGUUUUAGUUGAAUUUAAGGAGUAAGUUUUUAAUGAAAUGUAUGAUAACCGCGAGUACAAGCUUUGUUUAUAUUGUUCAAAUAUUCGCGAAGUAGAGUUAACAUUCAUUUUACGUCAGUUUAUAGCUGUUUGAAGGUCCAGCUAAGAUAACAAACAUGCUUACAGUUUCAUCACAUUUGGAGGGAAAUCAUCGUUAUUAAACAAGAACACUACGCAUCAAUUCUGCUAGAAAAAAGGCUUACGGAAGGUCGGUGGUUCUACCCAGGUGCCCGACCGUGAUGAAAUAAUGUACUGAGGGGCACACUACCAUGAAAAGCUGGAAAAUCGCCAUAUGACUAACUGUGCCAGUAUGAUAAUAAAAAACACUGUAUCAGAGUUAGACUAUAUUUAAUGUAAUGAUGCAUCAGUAACAAAAGUUGGUCUGAAGUCUGUGCUCGUAUGAUUUAUAGAGCAUCCUCCAGAUCUCGAACUUCGGGCCUAUAUUUUCCCGUUUUAUGGAUGUCUUGUUUAAACAUAACCGAAAUUAGAUUAUGUUUUCUUUCCAAACAUAAGUAUAAAUCGAAUGUAACAUUCGAGAACUGGUGUUGAAAAAAAUUCAAGAAAAUUUCAAAAUAUUAUAAUGGACUCUACUAAAAUACUCCUUAUAGUUUAUUCACUGUUCUUUCAUAAUGUUUGAACCUAGUUCUAGUUUUCCGUUUUGAUCUUUUUAUCAAUAUUCAAAUUUAAAUAGGCUGGUUCACCAGUUACAAUUACAAUCAAAUUAAACGCAUAAUCGUUCAA